AUGGAGGUGGAGGGUACUGCAGAACCAGCCAACGUGGACCAAGGCCUGACUCUGGCCUGCAUCGCCUUCCUCUGUCUGCUCCUGGUGGCCAUGAUCAUCUGCUGUGCCAAGGUCAUCAUGGACUCCUCUACCUGGGAGGAACAGCUCCUGGAUGACUGA
Messenger RNA from Cyclopterus lumpus (lumpfish), 159 nucleotides. RefSeq names its product cortexin domain-containing 1-like. The record is from RefSeq and is a predicted model, not a curated record. NCBI's taxonomy places the organism in Eukaryota, Metazoa, Chordata, Actinopteri, Perciformes, Cyclopteridae.